This is a messenger RNA of Dendroctonus ponderosae (mountain pine beetle), 3207 nucleotides long. Its product is annotated as DNA helicase MCM9. The record is from RefSeq and is a predicted model, not a curated record. Gene Ontology annotation, cellular component: MCM complex; nucleus. The transcript is spliced from 11 exons. Gene Ontology annotation, biological process: double-strand break repair via homologous recombination. Gene Ontology annotation, molecular function: single-stranded DNA binding; ATP binding; ATP hydrolysis activity. Bases 60 to 3137 code for a protein of 1025 amino acids. Lineage: Eukaryota; Metazoa; Arthropoda; Insecta; Coleoptera; Curculionidae.
AAAUCGCUUCUAACCCAACUUAAAAGAAAACAUUUAAAUUCAAACAGUACAUCUCGGUUAUGUGUGAGAAUUAUUUAAUUUCCAAUCACACUGAUGAAAUUGGAGUUAUUCUGGAAAGUCCGGAGGAAGACAAAUGCUUUUCCCUUUCCAUAAAUUUCAUAGAGCUUUACGAAUCGGACACUGAUCUGGGCAAUGCUGUAUUAACAGAGCCGGAAAACUCCCUGAAAAUCUGGGAUAAGGCAGCAAUCAAUGUCCAACUUAAGUUGCUGCAGUCGAGCCCCAAUUACAGCCUGAAAAACAAUGUCCAUUGCCGCAUAUUCAAUUUGCCCUCUUGGCCCCAUGUGUCUCGAGCCAUAUUUCCGGGGAAUAGGGAUGCUAAUAAGUUUUUACAACUAACAGGUAUAGUGUUGAGAAUCUCGCCAAGAAAACUGCUUGAAUAUCAAAGACAAUACUUUUGUGCCAAAUGCAAGUUCCCCAUUAUCGUUGAAGUCCUUUACGAUAAGAAGAAUAUUAUUAAAAAGCCUACAUAUUGCUCAAAUCCCGAUGGAUGCUCUAGUAAAAACAUUGUUAAUUUUGAGGAAAUUGAUGCUAGAAACUAUAAAGAUUACCAGGAAAUCAAGAUUCAAGAGGAUCUAUCUCAAAUGGGUGUAGGAACCAUGCCCAACCAUCUGCUGGUUACGCUGGAAGAUGACUUAGUUAAUGUUUGUAAGCCGGGUGAAAAUGUUACAAUUACGGGCAUAGUGAAGCGAAGAUGGUCCGAGUUUUGUAUCGGAGCCAAAAUCGAAAUUGAUAUAGUUUUACGAGCGAAUCAUGUUCAAGUGAAUAACUCCAGCACUUUUGCUGAAGUGUCUGAAGAUGUGCAGCAGUUUUUCAAUGCGUUCUGGAAAACCCAUCAAUCCAAUCCCUUGAUUGGAAGAAACAUAAUAUUAAAAUCCACUGCUCCAGAGAUCUAUGGAUUGCAUUUGGUGAAAUUGGCAGUAGCGAUAGUAUUAGCCGGAGGCAGCCAAAGCAGCGCUCCAGAUUCGACCACUGGAGUGGAGAUACGAUCCAAUCCACAUCUGCUUCUAAUCGGUGAUCCUGGAACAGGAAAAUCGCAAAUAUUGAAGUUUGUCUCCAAAAUAAUUCCUCGUACUGUUCUGACGACCGGAGUUGGGUCAACGUCUGCCGGCCUCACAGUGGCUGCGUUAAUGGAAAAUGGAGAAUGGCAGUUGGAGGCCGGCGCUUUGGUGAUGGCCGAUGGAGGGUUGUGCUGUAUAGAUGAGUUCAAUUCGAUGAAAGAGCAUGAUAGGCAUUGUAUUCACGAGGCGAUGGAACAGCAGACUAUCAGUGUUGCAAAGGCAGGAAUUGUGUGCAAACUGAACACCCGUUGUACAAUUCUGGCCGCUUGCAACCCCAAAGGGCGGAUGGAUCCUUUGCAGUCCUUGGACUUAAAUUCUGGCAUAUCCAGCCCGCUACUUAGCAGAUUUGACUUGAUAUUGCUGCUUCGUGAUAUCGCCAAUGAGGACAGCGAUCGCAAAUUAGCCGAGUAUAUAAUGGACAAAAGUUUUUUAUCCAGCAGGGAGUCCAAAUUGUGGACAGUGGAUAAAUUGCAGUCUUAUUACGCGCUGAUCAGGAAUUUGACCCCAAAAUUGUCCAAUGAUGCGGAAACCAUUUUGAGCACUUACUAUCAGCUUCUAAGGCAGUUUAGUUACAGAAACAAAUCUCGAACCACAGUGCGGCUGUUGGAAAGCUUAAUCAGAUUAUCACAAGGACACGCCAAACUGAUGUACCACCUCGAAGUUUAUGUGGUAGACGCGUUAUUUGCGGUGGUCCUGACGGACGCAGCCUCAGACUCUCAGGCCUCAUUUUUGGACUUAAACCUGGAUAACAACUCGUUUUCGGAUAAUCCCGACCAAUUAUACUGGGAAGUGUUGGAAACUGUUUUGGGGAAACUUAAUCUAUACCACAUCUAUGAGAAGGAAGCUCGGAAACGGCCACCAAAGGAAGAAACAAGCUCGGGCUCCGAGUCUAGAGCUUCAACGGAAGAUUUAUCUUCUGGCCAUGCACAGCAGCCUCGGAUGUUACUUAGCCCGGUUCGUUUAUCACAAGGCUUUUGCAGCCAGAGUUCAGAAGACCCGUCUACUUCGGGGAUCAGAAAACCGUUAGAAGAUGGAGAAAAGCGGCCUGGCCUUUUCGCUCAGGAAUACACCUGGCUGAAAAGUCCGACGAGUGAAUUGCCAGUGCAAAGUGAUUUUGACCGGAGAGUAUCAAGAAAAACCCCUGAAGAUAGCAAAGAUAGUGGAAAUUGCAGUCGCUUAUUCGGUGAAUGUUUUAAUUCAGAAACUUCUAUCAACAAAAGUUCACUUCAAGAGGAAAGGUGCAGCAUACGAAAAGCAGAAGUGGGAUUAGAUGGAUCAAAAAAUCAGCUUGAUUCCAGGGAUUCUGGAUUGUCUAAAAGUGUUCAAAGUGGCACAAAAGACACAGAUAAAACCCCGAGUUUAUAUGAAAUAGUUAAAAGCCAACGCGAUAUGGACUUUGAUCUAAAUAUUGAUUUCCUAUAUUCCAAUAAUGGGGAUGAGAGCGAACCAAAGAAAUCCCAAAAGCGAUGUUCAAAGCGUGUAAGUGAAACAGGCAGUAAAUGUAAAAAGUCCAACAAUAAAGAAGCUGAAAGGCCCUUAUUUGAACUGCUUCCAAGUGAUAACGACGAUUUUUCAAACAUUGUUGAACACAUUGACUGGGAUUUAGGGGAAGCACCGAUUAAACCCUGUAGCGACACAGAAACUUUCAAUAGCGGAGAAAUUAGCAAUAGCCAGUUGUCGCAACAGCUAGUUCCGUCCAGAUUGAUCGAAAAUGUCGCAACUACCUCGAAAUGUAGCCUUAGUAGUACAUCACAAAUUUGCACCAAGAACACUGUGAAGAACAAUGAAGUGUUUAACUUAGAUUUUGAUUUGGACGAUUUGGAUUGUCCUUUUGAAUCAGCCAAUCCAUUUGCAGGAACCAAGUUAAGAAAACUCACAGAUAGUAAAGAAGAUCAAUGUUCCUUUACUAAUUCUGAUCGUGGGUUUUCCAAAGCUGCCGAAGAAAACCCGCAGAGCGCCGGAAAGCCGAUUGUAAGGAAAAAGUUUAUUUUCAAGAAAACACGCAAUAUGGAUACAUAAUCUCUAGAUUAUUUUGAAUAAUUAAUGUAUUAAUAAGAACUAUUUUUUGAAUAGAAAUAUUUUUCUGUGU